AUGGCACACUUGCUUUGCUUCAUCUGCUCGAAACUGCGCUAUUGGGUCAGCAAAACAAAGAUGUGCUCUGGAAAAAUGCUCAUCACCACGCAGCCACUUGUACAGCAUAUGGAAAAGGUGGCCGCUCUCCACCUGCGCCGCCAGAUCGAAGCUUGUCGAUGCCUACGUCCCCAUGAAGAGUUCAUUGACUCCUUAGCAGGCGGAGGAGUUGCCGCUAUCACGAAAGCCGACUACACUCGCAAGCUCAAUCACACAACAGGUUUUGGCAUGGAUGGCCCGGUGACAAGCAUCGAUCUGGCUUUGAUUCAAAGCAUAUCAACACGCAAGGGAGUGACACCAGAAAUUGACUUGUGUUCACUUGCACACCCUACGGCUCUUCAGGUCCUUACAUCCAGUUGCUGGACUGUAAAUGGCUUUCUCAACGCGUAUGCAUAUGCAUUACAUGAUCUUGAUUAUUCGGCUAGUGGCGUUACAUCCGACAUACAGAUUCACAAAGCGCAAGAGGAUCAGAUGGAAGACUUCGUUCGAUCCUCUGUGCAGGGCUUUAAAGAUGGAGGUCGGCCUCUAGAUCUCCUGUGUCUUCUCGCGGAAAGUGCAGCCAACCGGAAGGACACAACCAUAUAUCUAGCCACUCAGAACGGUGUUAUUAUAGGGUCGGGUGGAAUGGCUGUCAUCGACACGGAUAUCGGACCCAUCGCACAUCUUCACAUUGACAGCACCUUACCAAGCUGGCGUGGAAGGGGAGUGCAUGCGGCGUUGAUCCAUGCUCGCAUACAGGAUGCAAGAGAAUGCGGCUGUGUUUUGGCAACACUGGAAACUCGCCCUGGCUCUGGUAGUAGCCGAAAUGCUGAGAGAAUGGGAUUCAAGCUGGCCUACACGAAAUCUACGUUUACUCCAUCCAACCGGGAAUGA
Messenger RNA from Aspergillus terreus NIH2624, 912 nucleotides. RefSeq names its product GNAT family N-acetyltransferase. The transcript is spliced from 2 exons. The record is from RefSeq and is a predicted model, not a curated record. Gene Ontology annotation, molecular function: acyltransferase activity, transferring groups other than amino-acyl groups. Bases 1 to 912 code for a protein of 303 amino acids. NCBI's taxonomy places the organism in Eukaryota, Fungi, Ascomycota, Eurotiomycetes, Eurotiales, Aspergillaceae.